This is a messenger RNA of Cryptococcus amylolentus CBS 6039, 642 nucleotides long. RefSeq lists its product as hypothetical. NCBI's taxonomy places the organism in Eukaryota, Fungi, Basidiomycota, Tremellomycetes, Tremellales, Cryptococcaceae. The transcript has 2 exons. The coding region runs from base 1 to 387 and encodes 128 amino acids. The record is from RefSeq and is a predicted model, not a curated record.
AUGUCCUCCCCACGCUCAAUAACAAUAUCCUACUCCCUCACCCCGCCCCCUACCACCCCCCUGCCCCCCUCGUCCCCGACCCAGCCCCAGCCGGUACCGACGAGCAACACCCUCUCUUUCCCCAUAGCCCCGCCCAGCCCGCUCAAGAUCCCGUACAUAAGCGCGACGACGAAAUACUAUACGAGCACGUCGGCGUCGUUGUUGUCGGCGCAGGCGGUGUUGAAUGAGAAGCUGAGUUAUUGGAAAGAGGCGAUAGGCGAUGGGGAGAAGGAGAAGGAGGCGGGGGAGGGGAAGGGGUAUGGCAGGGGGAAGGCGAUGAUGAUGAGUGCGGAGGUUAAUGGGGAGAUGGAGAGUAGUGGGAGCGGGAGUGAGGGGGAGUCGUUAUGACAGGGCUGGGAGUGUUGAGUAUCUCCACUCGCAAGCCUGUUUCGCCAUACACGCCUGCUAUCUUUCUAUUCAUUUUUCCCCGUCACGAUCCCAUAAACAGAAAACAACUUGUUGUACCUCAUAUCAAAACACAAUAUACACGCUCCAGCAAGGAUAGAGCCAAGAGGUGGCGAGGGCGCGAGGCCGCGAGGGUCGGUCUUGUUAUUUCUAGAAGUAAACAUGCAAAGAAAAAGCUUGGUCAUCGUUUUUUCUACA